This is a messenger RNA of Eriocheir sinensis (Chinese mitten crab), 984 nucleotides long. Its product is annotated as apolipoprotein D-like. Lineage: Eukaryota; Metazoa; Arthropoda; Malacostraca; Decapoda; Varunidae. The transcript is spliced from 6 exons. Gene Ontology annotation, molecular function: pigment binding. The record is from RefSeq and is a predicted model, not a curated record. The coding region runs from base 165 to 755 and encodes 196 amino acids.
CCGCUCCCACGCGUCGAAGGGAGCGGCCUUGCGUGGGACCCAGACAAGUGACCGUUGCAUAAAGGGGAAAAAACGCGCCAAUGGUACAGCUAUGGGCCGCUAUAUAAAGGGGAGCUGUAGAGGUCCUGUCAUCCCAUAGUGACUCUACGCUUAACAAGCUCAAGAUGAAGUUCCUGAUCGUGAGUGUCCUGGUGGCGGUGGUGGCGGGGCUCAGCAACGCGGGGACGGUCCAGAGGCUAGGCAUGUUCCGGGACUCCAGCCUCGGCUCGUGCCCCAACAUCACCAAUAAAGAGGACCUGGAAGUCGUGCCGUACCUGGGCGCCUGGUAUGAGAUCGAGAGAUUCGACAUCAUCUGGCAGCUGGGCAUGGACUGCGUGGAGGCCAUCUACUCCGACAUCGGCGGCGGUUGGGUGGAGGUGCACAACGUGGCCCGUAAACCGAGCGGCGAGUUCACGGAGAUCAUCGGCAACGCCACCGUCAUUGCCCCCGGAGUGCUCUACGUCAUCUUUGCAGGACACGUUCCCGCUGAGUAUCACGUUCUGGACACCGACUACACCACCUUCUCUUCUGUCUACAAUUGCUUCGAAACCGGACCUGAGCGGUUCCAGUACGCGUGGAUCCUUUCCCGCACCACCACCCUAGACGAUGCCACCUACGACCGCGCCCGCCAAGCCUUUGCUGACAACAACAUCGACCUGAGCCUCUUCCACCCCACAUACCAGGGCGACGACUGUCCUUACCUUGGGACUCAGUAAAAAUGAGAAGCAUGCGCUAGAAGAGCAGCCACUGCUUUCCGCUUCUGCGGUGCCAAGAUCUUGUGAUGCUGGGUUCUCAAACUUGCGGUCAUCACUGUGCCAGCAUCGUCAGACUCGCUCAAGAGGGCACUUUUUAGUUUUCUUGUUCAAAUUAUUAGUUUAAGACAGAAAUGUGUAAUCUAUUUAUCAUUAUAUUUAAAACUAUUUAUCAAUAAAGAGUUGAGAUUUU